Hemiscyllium ocellatum (epaulette shark) is the source of this 4219-nucleotide messenger RNA. It is a transcript of the gene tmx4, whose product is annotated as thioredoxin-related transmembrane protein 4. The transcript is spliced from 8 exons. Bases 230 to 1096 code for a protein of 288 amino acids. NCBI's taxonomy places the organism in Eukaryota, Metazoa, Chordata, Chondrichthyes, Orectolobiformes, Hemiscylliidae. The record is from RefSeq and is a predicted model, not a curated record.
ACAUUUGAAGGCGGGGUCACUCUCUGAGGCACUUUGACCUCGCCCACAGAGGCUUGCGUAGUUGCGAAGGAAGAGGUUGUGCCAGGCGAGGGAGCGGGAAGGGGAGUUUGAAAGAGACUUUUGGGUUUUCUUUACCCCCCCCAAAAAAAAACUUUACGUGCGUCUUAUUUGCCCCGGGGCCUUGCCUCCAGGACUCUCCGGCCGUUGCAGAUAGGGUCUCAGCUGGAAGAUGGAGGGUUGCACGGGGGCCUGGAGCUUGAGCGUGCUGCUGCUGCUGGCCGGUGCGGCCCUGUGCCAGCCCCCGGCGGGGGUGCAGCAACUGGGCGACACGAACUGGACCCUGAUCCUGAGCGGCGAGUGGAUGUUGCAAUUUCACGCCCCAUGGUGCCCGGCGUGUAAGCAAAUCCAGGCAGACUGGGAGGAUCUCGGGAAGUCUGGCGGGGAGCUCGGCAUCCAUGUUGGAAAGAUAGAUGUCACUCGGGAGCCAGGUUUGAGCGGCCGCUUCUUUGUCACCACUUUGCCAACCAUUUACCAUGCCAAAGAAGGCGUCUUUCGGAAAUAUCACGGAGCAAGGAUGCUGGAGGAUUUCCGGAGUUUCAUUAAGGAGAAGAAGUGGGAGGCUGUUGAGUCGAUUAGCGGGUGGAAAUCUCCGUCUUCUGUUGUAAUGUCUGGGAUGGCUGGUCUUUUCCGACUCUCUGUCUGGAUCAGGCAAAUACACGGUUACUUGACUGAAACACUGGGCAUCCCAGCGUGGGGUUCAUAUGUUAUCUUUGCGGUUGCCACACUAAUGGCAGGCCUCAUUCUCGGCCUGUUUCUGGUCCUAAUUGCUGACUGUAUAUGUCCACCCAAAAGGCAACAAAAGUAUGAGGUCACAGCAGAGAUGGUGGAAGCGGAAGAUAAGGACUCCGAGGAGCUGGAGAAGAGGGAACUGGAUCCCUCCGAAUGGGAACCGCACGGCUCAGGAGCUGAGGAUGAAGACAACCCUCUAGACGGCAAGCCUUCAGGAGACGAGUCGGCUUUUGAGGAAGAUCAGCCGCCGUCUGACAACGACACAGACGGGGGGCUCCGCAAACGAAUCAUCCAGGAAGAUUCCUAAGCUCUCCUUUUACAGGCACAUAUGUCACUAGCUCAGACUCCGACCAAAGAAUUGUGCUUCUGUGGACUUUCUGUCCCUAUUUUGUUUUGUCUUAGAUUUUGAAAUUUGGUUUGUUUGGAUUCACUUUUCUUUCCUCUUUGUGACAGAUUUAUUGGCUAUGACAAUCUUGAUCUAUUGUUAACUGAAUAUAAUGUGCAGGCUCUGCCUGUAACCUUUUUUCCAAAAAAAAAGACAGUGCUUUUUGUAGGUUAAUGAAUGUUUUCACAUUUUGUACUUUGUAUGAAAACAAGGCAGCGGUGCUCCACUCAGUUGCUAAAUCAGUUUCUGUGAGCAGAGGUUAUCUCUAAAGCAAAUAAUGCCGCCUGCUAACUUCAUACUAGAACCUUGGCCAAAAGGGGUAGUGCCCUGGUUGCGCGCGCGCGCUCUCUCUUUCUCUCUCCCCCCACUUCCCCCUCUCACUUCCUCCCACUCACUCCCUCCCACUCACUCCCUCUCUGUCCUGCUCGCUCUCUCUCGCUCUCUCGCUCCCUUUCUCUUUCUCGCUCUCUUUCUCGCUCCCUUUCUCUUUCUCGCUCCCUUUCUCUUUCUCGCUCCCUUUCUCUUUCUCGCUCCCUUUCUCUUUCUCGCUCCCUCUCUCGCUCUCUCGCUCACCCUCCCUCCCUCAUGUUUUGAAUCGGAGUUCUACCUUCAGAUAAAGGUUGGCAUGUUUUAACUUGCCAUUUCCAGCUAUAUACUCCAUUCAGGAGCACGGUAUCAAACACUUGCUGCAUCGGAUUCAAACAGUGGGAUUUACUAUCGAGGCGGUUGGCAGACGUUUUCCAAGAUGGCCUCAAAAGUGUCCUGAGGGGGAGUGAGUGUGCCCGCACUGAAGGAGGGCAGGAGUUGUCUGUCUGUGUCUUGGUGCUGGUUUUGAUAUUUAUGCAAGUGGAAAGGUCAAAAUCGCUAUCUACCGUGCCGAGUGAACACUUGGAUGGAGUUGUACUGAGUGACCUGCCACCACCACCCCCCCCCUCCUCCCACCACCAAACACAUGCACCUAAUCACUUGUUCCCUCUUACUCUGUGAACAUGGUUUGUCGGUGCCGGUGUUGGAAUGGGGUUUACACAGUCAGAAGUCAGUUGCCAUCAGGUUACGCUCCAACAGGGUUAUUUGAAAUCACAAGUUUACAGAGCGCUGCUCCCUCUCCUGCUGCACGUUCCGAAAGCUUGUGAUUUCAAAUAAACACAUUGGACUGGAAGACACAGUGAGGACUGCAGAUGCUGGAGAUCCGAGUCAGUAAUGUGAAGCUGGAAAAGCACAGCAGGUCAUACGGGGGGUCAGUCUUUCAGACCAAAACCCUUUUGUCAGGACUCGUUUGGUUUUCCUGCUCCUGUGAUCCUGUCUGGCCUGCUGAUCUCUUUCAGCUUCGCGUUGACUGAUGUUGGACUACAACCUAGUGUCAUGUGACUUCUGUCUUUUAACGUAAGGGUUAAUGCCUCGCCUUCGAAUAGCAGGAGAGAAAGUGGCUUGGAACACUGUUGUGCUCUCCUUACCAUAACAUGGCCGCUGAUCAAAACGCGUGGAUUACUGUCCAAAUCUUGUGCGUUCUUGGGGAAAAGCCUCUUUCUGGAAUUAUGCCAAUGAAUCACAACCCCCUUAACCCACCAUCCUUUGUAAACCUGCACAUGUUUUGUCUGCUGGUAUAAUGUUAUGGGACGGCUGGAUUUGACUCACACAGGGCCCUCGCACCCCAGCUCCAACCUGGGUUAAACACAAAUGGCUUCCUUUUAUACUCGAGGGAUCUGACUCUCCACAGAAAUGGACACCGGGCUUUUGAUUUCAGCAACGUUUAUCGAGAUGUCUUUUAAAAUACAGCAAUACACUGCAAAAUUAAGUUUUCCAGGACGAUUUGGGAAAAGUUGAAAAGAUUGUCAGUUGGGUAGGGGACAGAUUUAUAACUGUACAGUGUUUUGGGGGAUUAUAUUGGCACUACUGUUUUGAAACAGUUGACUUUUAUUUUGAUACUCUGAGCAAUAUAUUGACAAUUGCAUGGCCACAAUGAUACAUGCAUUUCUGUUAGAUUUAACAGAGGUUCUGCCAUUUGUACAUAACCGUUCAGUAUCCCCUGAUGAAAAAUUCGGGCCUGCAGUGCAGAAUUUUUCACUAUUUUUGUAAAGAAUAUUUUUUUUUGGAUUUGUAUAACUGCGGGGGUAUGGAAGAUUGUAUUUUAAAAUUUACCUUUUGUAUUUUAUGUGAAUGAUGUUGAAGGUGGAUCUCUCUACUUUGUAUGUAAGUUGAAUGCAGAAGUACCUGCCUAAUUUUGUAUUUAUUGCUUUGCCCGUAGUUUGGCCGGUCUUGUUUACAAUUUAGUGUGAGGCAUGCGAGAACUUCAUUGAAUUCUUACCGUGUGGAAACAUUUGGUCCAACAAGUCCACACCGAUCCUCCGAAGAAUAUCCCACCCGGACCCAUUCCCCUAUCUUUUCCGUCUACGUUCCCCUGGCUAGUGCACCUAACCCACACAUCCCCUGAACAAUAUUGGCAAUUUAGCACGCUCGAUCCACUCUAACCUGCACAGCUUUGGGCUGUGGGAAGAAUCCGGAGUACUCCCAUGCAGACACUGGGGAGAAUGUGCAAGCUCCGCACAGACAGUCACCGGAGGCGGGAGUUGAACCUGGGUCCCUGGCGCUGUGAGACAGCAGUGCUCACUACUUUGCCACCCUUAUGUCUGUCUACACCCGUGUGUCACGUUACGUUUUUAGUUUGAGAUUCUCGGCUGCAACACUUGCCUAUGAAACCGGUGGUUUGUUCUGAAAGGCUUUUGUAAGAUUCCCUUUCUUUGCACUGUGCAGUGUUAAUCCAAGGAGUUACUUGAAGCUCAGAGCAGCUCGCUGCUUCAGAAGGUUGCAGUGUCGGGCGAGACGGACAUGGUGUGCACCACGAUGUUAAAUUGCACAGGCAUCUUUCACUCGAGUUUUAGGUUCACUCAAUAGCUACACUCAUGAGAAGGCAGGAGGGAUGUGGCGUGAUGAGUUGUGUCCAGUUUUGUUGGGGGAGAGCGACCAUGCAAUUUUUACAACGCGAGUCUUUAUAGAUGUGUCAGUUUGUUAACAGAAGAUGCAAUAAAUGCAUGCCUUUUGUACCUU